Molecule: messenger RNA, 166 nt
Organism: Symbiodinium necroappetens
Lineage: Eukaryota; Dinophyceae; Suessiales; Symbiodiniaceae
Source: the annotation of a GenBank genome assembly
AUGCGCGGCGUGUCGGAUUUCUGCAUUUCAGCUGUUGGUGAGCCGCCGUUCAUCGACAACAGCGAUGGGUAUUGGAUUAUGAUGCCAUACAUGAACGGUGGGGAGCUUCACGAUUUCCUGGAAAAGUGCCGCAGAAAUCGCGGGUGCAUCAACGGGGACGCAGAAG